GAAAAAGCGCAAGAAGAGAAGUAGCAGUGAUGUUCCAUGUUGUAAUCCGUUUAAAUUAUUUAAAAUUUUCCGUGUUUUUUGUUAUUAUUUACUGUUUAUUUUUUUAUUUUCUUUAUUUUGAUUAUUUUCGUUACAAUUAUAAAGUGAAGAGAAAAGUGAUCGAUAGAGAGAAAUGCUUUAUUUUCUCAUCUAAAAAACGUGUGUUUUUGUCGUUUUUUUUCACCGGUUACGAAGUGUUUUUCUAUUCUCAGACCACGUUUAUCGCCUGAGAAUUUUAGUAUUGUUUAUAUUUUGUAUUUACCAUGUGUGACAGAGUUGAACAAUCUAAAUAUGAAGUGUUGCAAAAAAACAUUUUUUCAAAAUGUAUUUCAACUCGGUCGUCUCGUGUUUCUUCGUCUUCUUCAAAUUCGACAUUAGAUGAAGAGGUAUCAAUAUCAGCUGUAAUUGAAUAUUUAUACCAAAGUUAUGGUGACAAAUAUCAAAAGCAAUUUUUUGAGGAUAUUCGUAAGUCCCUAUUAAGAAUUGCUCCAAACGGCCACAUAAAUUGGCCGUUAUUUAAAGAAGGUUCACGCCUUUGGAUUUCUAGUCUUCAAGCCUGUAAAAAGCAGGAUGGAAAUAAUAAUAUUCAAAGUCACGAAAAUAAAGAGAAUAUGUAUCGUUACGUAUCCGAGUGGCACAGUGAUGAUUUAAUGAAAGAUUCAAUUUCAUCUGGUGAAGAAUCAAAAAGUAUUCCAAACGAAAUCGACAGUGAAAAGGAAAUAAGUCCAGUUCGUCAGUCUUCAUUACCGUUUAUCAAUGUUGUCAACGUCUCGAGUUACAGUCCAGACAGCAAUAGCACUCGAGGUUUAACAGACAGAAGCGCAAAUUCGGAAAUUGAAAUGGGAUAUGAUGCAGCGAUUGAUUUGCGACUGCGAAUUCGAAAGUUUGAUGAGGAGAAUGCGUCUCUCAGAGAAGAGAUUCUUCGUAUUGAGGAUGUUAACAUUACUCAACAUAAGCAAAUUAAUUCCAUUAAUCGUAAAUUAGAAUCACUGACAAUUAAAAACAAAAAUCUACAAAAGGAACUCGAUGAGCAGAAGGAGCUUCUCAGCGAGGCUGAAGAACGGGAAAAAUGUAGCAAGCUGGAAUUGCAAAAGACUCUCAAAGAAAAUGCAAUUUUGAAAAAUGAACUCGAAUCCCUUCAAAAGCACAAUGAAAGUAUAAAUGCCCUAAAGAAUCAAGUUGCACAUAUUUUACAAGAGAAAAAGAAAUUUCAAAAACAAUAUGAUGAAUGUGAAAAAGCCUUCAACGAUAAAUGCGUAGAAUGCGACUCGUUGAAAGACACAAUCGUCGAAUUGGAAGAUUCACACGUCAACUGUCGAGAGAACUAUGAAACUUCAGUUCAAUAUUUACGAGAAAAGAAUCAAGAAUUAUUGAAUCAGAAUUUAGAGCUGCAGAUGAAGAGUAACAAUAGUGGAUCGGGACAGUUAUCCAUGACGCCGCCAAUUGGUUACAUCAAUUCUUACAUGCACAGUACUCCCUAUACAGCGACAAAAGUUUCUCCACGCAGAUCUUUAUACGCCGAAUUAAAAGCUUCCGGUUUUUCGCCAGAACGUGCAAAAAACGAUUCAAAGAUCGCCGAACUGGAGGAAGAAUUGGGUUUGUGCAACGAGGAAUUGAGCACUUUUUCUGAACAGAUUGAAAACUUUAUUCAAGAAUUGUCGGUGGAUGGAGAAAGGCCUUACGUUCCCAUUUUAAAUUUGGAGAAUGAAAACUUCAAUAUCCCGAAAUUGUCAAUUCUGAAACAGGAAGUCGCAGUCUUGAUGAAUUUGGUGAAAGAGCGAGUCGUCAAAAAGAGUAAAACGAGAGAUUCUUGCCUUCAAGUUGACAUCGAGGUUCCAAAAGUUCAUCGGCAAUUUUCCGGCUCUAUUGAAAACGAAUCCUUAGCUUUGUCAGAAUCAUCGAUGACUUCGCUCUCUGAAAUAAAUCCAGAAUCUGAAAAAGGCAAUGGCUGUUUGUCAGGAGCUGAAAAUUUAAAUAUUGAAAAAAAGUCGUCUCAAAUUCAAGUGCAGGAGGACUCUGUUAUCAAACCGAUUGUUGAAGCGCUGGAUCAAAUUAUUAAAGAAACUGUUGAUGAGGAAUCGAGUCUACAAGAAGAAAUCUUCUCCACAAAGAAUCACAAGCAUAAGUGCAUCUACACAAACACAAGACCACCGACUCCGAGUCCUGAUUUAAUAAUUCCCAGAGAAUUGUCAGUUACGAAAGAAAAUGCCGAAUUUGAUUGCGUAAUGUCAAAGGGGGACGCACCAGAAAUUAAUAGAAUGAAAAACUUUAAUCCCUUGUCCCAGAUAACAACGCAGCCAUCAACAAAUAUUUCAACAGUUGAAAUAUUUCCCAAAUUUCAAGAGGAGGAACAAGCGAAUAAAAAAAUAGACACAACUUACUGUAUUACUCCAACUUUAAAUUUGAAGCCAAUUCCAAAAAGAAAAUUAUCCGUCUUUAAAAGUCCAUUUGACAUCGACGACUCUCUAAAUGAAGGAAAAAUGGAAAAUCGGAUUCAAGUGGGAAAAAAUACAAAUAAUCAAAUAAUCAAUUCUCAAUUGAAUACAUAUCGUUCAAUUGUGAAUAGUUCCGAAUCUUCUGAUUCUGCAUCGCCUGAUAAACUUCUUUGCCAAUUUGACGAUAAUUCAGAAUUGGAAAGAAUUGAGAGACCAAAGACAGUAGCGGGCUCCAUUAUUCUCGCUCCUUCGAAAUUAAUUUUCCAACCGAAGAUUUCUCUGGAUGUUGCGAAAGAAUUGAAUUUGGAAUUUUUCGAAAAUAAUAGUACGAGUGAGAGAAAAAUGAUUCAAUCAACAAAUGUGGAAAGUGGAAAAUUUAGGGAAAAUUUGGAUUCGAUUACGAAUGUAAAUUCGGGAAGUGUCGCAAUAAAUCAGUUCAAGGAAAAUAAUUCGGAAAUUAUUGGAAAAAAUGAGGAAAUUUUAGAAAAAGAUUCCAAGUUAAAGGAUAAUUUUAAUUUCUCUACAGUUUCCGUUCAGGGAUAUCAAAUUUCUAAUCCUUAUUUGCAUUCGCUGGAGAAUAAUGUUGCAAAUGUGGACAAUUCCUUCGUGCCUGUUACAACGAACAAUGAAGAAAAAACGAAUAUCGAAAAUAGAAUUGGGAUUUCUCAUCCGAUGGCCAAAGAGUGUAGCGCUAAUGGCGAUAAUAGUGGGGCCGUUAAAUCUGGAAAUGAGAUUGUGAACAAAAUUACACCGUCAGUAGUAACCGCGAUGUCAAGCGCUGAGGAUAGUUCGGACAGUGAGUGCGAUCGAAUUAAUUCGAAAAAUGAUCGACAAGUCGCUGUCAGUGAUUCUGAUUCUGACAUCGCUAAAUUCCAUCAAUUACAUCACGAGUCUCCCUCAAAGGACGCAAAGCAUGAGAGUGAAGAAGAGAAGGAAAAUCAUGAUAGACAAAAACUGUUGUGGACGCACAAAAGAUCAUUGUCUGAUAGUGAAAACGAAAAAAGUCGUCUCACUGAAUGUCAAUGCCACUCUAAAGACAUAACAACAACAACUCCACUACAAUCUCUAGAUAAGGAGAAAAUUUAUCCCAAAGCUUUUCCAAGUUUCACGGAUGAUCUUCUUCAAGAAUCAGGCAUUGCCAAUUACAAAGAUCUUCAGUCUGAACUCAGUGAGAGUCUGUCGGAGGAUGAACUUGAGAAAAAGUACACGUCAUUCUCGGUGGGCCUCAGGACGGACAGGAUGACACUCUCCCGUAGAUUGACGCUAUCCCAGAGGCAGAGAGAUCAGUCCGAGCGGAACCUGACGGCCGAGGUGGAGAGAAUGCACCAGGACAUACAGGAUCUCGCACCACUCUGCACCGACAGGGAAUCCCUCGAUAGAGUUGAGAAAGUGAGAUUGCAGCUCCAAAUGAUCACCCAGUGCGCACACAGGGUUUCCUGCGUUGCUGAAACUCUCGGUGCCGUUCAUCAGGAACGUCGAAUUUCCAGGGCGGCUAUACUCGCCGAUCGUUAUCUUCAACUUCUAAAGUCCAGAUACGAAAAACUCUCCAGUGAGAUCAACGAGACCAAACGAAUCCUGAUGGAGAACAACAUCUUCAUUGAGGAACAUCCCAGUGAGUUGGGCGACGAUAUUCCUCGAAUUCGGUAUCGCGCUGUGCCUACCAAUAAUCGUACGAUGAUGGCUAGAAGGAGAGCUAGCAUUGCGGCGAUAUCGAGACCUUUGGGAAGUCAGCAAGACCUAAAGGAAGGAACCCGACAGAGAAAUUCCGUUUCUGGUCGCGUUACUUUGAGAAGGCCGUCACUGAAUUACGACACUCAAAAAUGGGAUAAUGAUAAGCUUUUCCGAACAGACAGUUCGAGCAGCAUUGGCGAAUUACGUGAAAUAUUCGAGCAAGCCGAGUCGAGACGGAAUUCAAGGGAGGAAAAUAAUAAUUUUAUUCGAAAUUCGAGUUACUUGAUUUCGACGUCAUGUGAAAGUGCUGAGAGCGAAAUUUGGUCGCAUAAAGAGGAAGACAUUCCCCAAGAGUCACCGCCUAUUGAAGAUUUCUCCCUCGAACAAAUUCAAGACAGGCAAACUAAUUUUUCGAGGAUAAGAACAAUGCUGAAAGAAUUAAUGUUUCAUCCAAUUUUCUGGAUCUGGAUAUCAUUUUUUUUAGGUAUUUACGUGAAUCAUGUGUUUUCGUCGAAAGUGUGCGUCGGCGCUCCUUACAAAUGGUGGUCGUUGGAGGAAAUGCUUGAAUCUUUUAUUCAAAUAAAAAGUACAGGACAACGACCAAUUUGAGAGUCGUCGAAAUUAUGAUAAUUUUGUACAUCUAUAUAUUUUAUUUAAGAUCAGAUGAUAGAAAUUAAUUUUAAUUAUAACAAGUAUUUUAUUUAUUGUAUUCUUUCUCCUAAAAGUUAUGGGAAUACUGUGUUUUUAAAAAAAAAAUAAAUCAGUUUUAUUCGAAA
This is a messenger RNA of Leptopilina heterotoma, 4921 nucleotides long. RefSeq names its product centromere-associated protein E-like. NCBI's taxonomy places the organism in Eukaryota, Metazoa, Arthropoda, Insecta, Hymenoptera, Figitidae. Bases 303 to 4754 code for a protein of 1483 amino acids. The record is from RefSeq and is a predicted model, not a curated record. The transcript has 25 exons.